AUGCAUGAAACCCAGGCUGGUACCCCUCAGUCUCAACAUGGCCCACCACAAGGCGGCACCCCUCAGCCAAGCCAAUCUUCACAACCGCCGUCAACUCAUCCCCCUCAAUCCCAGGGAGCUCCAUCUCAAGCCACUCCCAAUCCCCAGCCACAGCAGCUACCACCUCAGCAGCAACCCGGCCAACAACCAGGACAACCCGGUCAGCAGCAACAGCAACAGCAAGGCCCUCAGAGUCAACAAACGACCCCGCAAAAUCCGCAAGCGUUGGCCGCACAGCGAGAGCAACAGAUGAAAGUGCAGCAAAAUGCGAUACUGCUACAACGGAUGAACAGGCAGUACAAUAGUCCAGCCUUGAUUCUCAAUAGCUAUGCGGAACACCUCAGUGCUUUCCAGAGUCGCGGUGAAGCUCUUGAUCUCGCAUAUUGGACGGCUUUCGUCGAUCGUUUCUUUUCGCCGAUGGGUGUAUUGCGCCAGGGAAUUUGGAACAGCCAGACUGGAUCGAAGAUAUUCGAAAUUUCAACCCCAGCCCUGGCUAGAUAUUAUCUGACCCAAUUCACCAGCGGCAUACGCCACAUCCAGAUGAUUGUCGAGGGUGCCACUGAAUGUGAAGGUGUCAACGGCGGUCACGUGGUUGAUAGUGGACGUACCUCUUUCAUUUACUGGUACACAAAUGAAAGCCAGGUCUUCACUCACGGAACUCUUCGGGCCAGUUUUGAUAUGAACAACAAGAUUGAGUUGCUUAACAUCAGCGUCCAGAGUCAUAAUGAAUAUAUCCCCCGCAGCGUGCUUCAGCAGUCCCUGGAUACUAUGGAGCAGAAGCAAAGCCCCAAACUCGCGAAGAGUGCAGCCAAGAGAGCACAGAAACAAACACAAUCAAUAGUCUUGCCCGAGUCUAUGGUGACCUCAAAUGGUGUUCCUGGUGCCGUCAUCCAAUUCUUGGAGGUGGCCGAAACGAUGUCACAGAUGCAAUUGCUCUUCAACUUUUCCAGCCAGAACCCCCACCUACCCGCCAACGAUGCUCUCCGAGGGCUUGUCAGCAAUUUCCAUCAGACUCCUCCGAACCCCAAUCAAACCUUCCAAAACCCCAUGGCCGCUGGAAUGCAGGCUAUGGGCCGUAACCCUACUAUGGGACCCCCUUCGCAAUUCGCAUCUCCUGCAAUGGCUCAUCUUGGCCUGCCUGGGGGCCAAGGCUCGCCCCACCUGACUGGUUCAGCUCACGCGAGUCCUGCUCAGAGUCAGCUUUCUGGUCCGCCUGGUAUGCAGGUUCAACCAUCUCCGGCUGGUGUGAAUAACAGUCCUAAUGUCGGAGGCAACAAACGCCGGCGAGCUAGUACGGUGAAGCAAGAGAAUGACGAGUCCCAGGGCGAAGUCAAUGGGAAUGCGCCUGGGUCAGGCAAAGUGAAAGCUAGCCCCCGGGUGCCUAAGCGACAGAAGGGAGCAGCGUCUUAA
This is a messenger RNA of Penicillium malachiteum, 1449 nucleotides long. RefSeq names its product LIM domain-binding protein. Gene Ontology annotation, cellular component: transcription regulator complex; nucleus. Gene Ontology annotation, biological process: positive regulation of transcription by RNA polymerase II; negative regulation of transcription by RNA polymerase II. The coding region runs from base 1 to 1449 and encodes 482 amino acids. The record is from RefSeq and is a predicted model, not a curated record. Lineage: Eukaryota; Fungi; Ascomycota; Eurotiomycetes; Eurotiales; Aspergillaceae. The transcript is spliced from 3 exons.